AUGUUAUCCGUUGCUCGCCGCCUUCAAAUAUUAUGCCUUGCUCCGGCAGUCGUAUUAGGAGCGCUUGAAGUUGAUCUGAAUUCAAAAGAAUCUAUCAGAAAUGCCGCGAAACAGGUCGCCUUUGACUUGAUGACCUACUAUGAUGGCAACGAAACAGGUCACGUACCAGGUAUCUUGCCGGGACCGCCGCCGGACGGAGACUACUACUGGUGGCAAGGAGGCGCGCUUUGGGGUGCGAUGAUAGACUACUGGCAUUACACAGGUGACGAUACGUACAACGAUGUCACGUUCCAGGCAAUGCAGUUCCAGGUUGGCGAAAACGAGGAUUACGCGCCCCGGAAUUGGUCGCUUUCACUCGGUAAUGACGAUCAGUCCUUCUGGGGCAUGUCAGCGAUGCUAGCGGCUGAAAACAAGUUCCGGGACCCUCCUAAGGACAAGCCGCAAUGGAUUGCCCUCGCUCAGGCUGUUUUUAACGACCAGUCCGCACCGGAUCACUACGAUGGCAUCUGCGGUGGUGGCAUGAGGUGGCAGAUCGCCCCUACUAACAAGGGUUAUGAUUAUAAAAACACUAUUGCCAACGGUUGCUUCUUUAACAUAGCAUCUCGUCUCGCUCGAUACUACAGCAACGAAACCUACGCGGAGUGGGCGAUCAAAACGUUCGACUGGAUUUAUGACAUUGGGUACAUUGACAAAGACUGGAAUGUAUUCGAUGGCGGCCAUGUGCAGUACAACUGUACGGAUAUCAACCGCCAGCAAUAUUCGUAUAACGCCGCUAUCUUAUUGUCGGGAGCGGGUUACAUGUACGAAUAUACUAAUGGUAGUAAAUUAUGGGAGGACCGGAUCAGCGGACUUCUGGAUGGGAUGGAGCGUAUAUUCUUCGUAAACGGCACAUUGUACGAGCCAAGUUGCGAGGCUGGUUUAUGUACCUCGGACAUGUUGAGUUACAAGGGAUACGUACACCGAUGGUUGGCCGUAACGACGUUAACAGCACCCUUCACCCGCGAACGCAUCAUGAAGCUGCUCCGCUCAUCCGCCGAACACGCCGUCAAGCAAUGUACCGGCGGUGCCAAUGGUCGCCAGUGUGGUUUCCACUGGACAACCGGCGUCUACGACGGCCAGACCGGCGCAGGCCAGCAGAUGAACGUUCUCGGCGCGCUUACGAGCUUACUCGUCGAGGACGCGAAUCCGCCCGUUACUAACAGCACGGGCGGCACCAGUAUCGGCAAUCCCAAUGCUGGAAAUCCCAAGUCUUCGCUGGUUCAGGAGACCCCUGUAACUACGGGGGAUAAGGCCGGCGCGGGGAUAUUGACUGCGUUCUUGCUUGGUACUACUAUUACCGGUGUCCUGUUUAUGGCACUGGAUUGA
Daldinia childiae is the source of this 1365-nucleotide messenger RNA. Its product is annotated as Mannan endo-1,6-alpha-mannosidase DCW1. The record is from RefSeq and is a predicted model, not a curated record. Gene Ontology annotation, biological process: fungal-type cell wall biogenesis; carbohydrate catabolic process. NCBI's taxonomy places the organism in Eukaryota, Fungi, Ascomycota, Sordariomycetes, Xylariales, Hypoxylaceae. The coding region runs from base 1 to 1365 and encodes 454 amino acids. Gene Ontology annotation, molecular function: mannan endo-1,6-alpha-mannosidase activity. The transcript has 5 exons.